Molecule: messenger RNA, 1782 nt
Organism: Trematosphaeria pertusa
Lineage: Eukaryota; Fungi; Ascomycota; Dothideomycetes; Pleosporales; Trematosphaeriaceae
Product: EF-hand
Exons: 3
Coding region: 117-1550 (477 amino acids)
Biological process (GO): endosomal transport; endocytosis; actin filament organization
Cellular component (GO): cytoplasm; plasma membrane
Molecular function (GO): protein binding; calcium ion binding
Source: RefSeq, a predicted model, not a curated record
CUUUUUGGUAUCUGAUCUGAAUAUGGCGCGAUUUCUGGGGCAAAUUGGGGCUGGCAUCUUGCGGCCCAUUUGGGAACCAACUGGUGAUUCUGGCUUCAUAGUAAUGUUAAUAGGCGAUGUGGUAUAUACCUAAUCCGAAGACUCUACAACUGCAGACGCUAAGUAAUCUCCUGUGCUGUGAAUCAGAGGGCAACCUCGAUACGUCUUGGGCUCGUUCUGCGGGUGAAUUUCGGCAACGCAGCCCGCGCAUCACCGCCCACUCCGCAGCAACCCAACGUACGUACGUACCUCACAUCUCGCCCACACUAACUCGCCUCCUCGCUCCUCACUAUCUCGUCACAAUGGCGCCGCGCCGCAUCGAACAAGACGAAAUCGAAAAGUACUGGGAGAUCUUCAGCUCGCUCGCCAACGGAGCCACUCAUCUCGAUGGCGUGCAGGCAGCUCCGGUGCUCAAGAACUCACACCUGAGAGAUGAUCAGCUCGAGAGGGUUUGGGAUCUGGCAGAUGUGGACAAUGAUGGGAAGCUGGACUUUGAGGAGUUUUGUGUGGCCAUGCGGUUGAUUUUUGACUUGAUCAAUGGGGAGAGCGUAGAUGUACCAGCAUCGCUGCCCGACUGGCUCGUCCCCGAGUCCAAGGCCCACCUCGUCCAGGCCAACCGCGCCAUGACGGGCACCCUCCCCGCAUUCGAAAGCAUCGAAGACGACGACGACGACACGCCCGGCCUACGCGACGGCUUUGACUGGUAUAUGUCGCCCGCCGACAAAUCCAAGUACGAGGAGAUCUACACGGCGAACCGCGACGGCCACGGCAACAUAUCCUUCGACUCGCUUGCCGGGCUCUUUGACUCACUCGACAACGUGCCAGAUUCAGACGUCAGGUUUGCAUGGAACCUGGUGAAUCCGAAAGCGAGAGAAAAUGUGGGCAAGGACGCGUGUCUGGCUUUCUUGCAUAUACUGAAUCAGCGGAGCGAGGGGUUCAGGGUCCCGAGGAGUGUGCCGCCGAGUCUGAGGGCCAGCUUUGAGAAGGCGCAUAUUGAUUACGAUGUUGAGCGGACGGGGAGCCGGUGGGCAGAGAGAGGGGAGGACAACACAACUACGGGUAGGAAAGCCAAGUUCGGCGACGCAUAUCUCACGCGCCUCGGCGUCGGCGACCGCGCAGCGAACUACGGUGCGCGAACAAAAGGCACCGAUUUUGGGGGCCGCACGACAGAAGACUGGGAAGAGGUCCGUCUCAAAAAGCAGCUCAAAGAACUAGAAGAGAAGAUCGAGCGCGUGGAGAAGGAUGCAGAGAGCAGGCGGCACGGCAGGAGGGGAGACAGCAAGCCCGCGCUGGUUAAGAGGGAACUGGAGAUGCUGCUAGAUUACAAGAGGGGCGUGUUGAGGGAGUUAGAUAGUGGAGAGGGGGGUGCCGUUAAAGGUCUCGGGGGUAUCAGGGACGAGAUUGAGACGGUGAGGGAGCAGGUCGAGGGGCUGCAAGGGCAUUUGGAGAGGAGGAGGGAGGUGCUUACAGAUUUGAGGAGGCAGAUUGAUGAUGAGAAGGCAAGCCGAUGAUGGUGGGAUGUAGACAUAUGGCUGCAGCGUCCUGAGGUGCAUGGGAGGUUGGGCGAUGGAUUGUUAUACCGUAGAGACAAUGGCGUAUUGAUAUCAAGAAUCAUCUCCUGGUCAGCGCUCUCCUAUACCUUGCAGGCGUUUUGUUGUAGCUCGCCCCAGGUUCAAGACAGCCACACCGGAAUGCCAAAGUUAUCGCGCCCCACCUCUCCUUCCAGAGUACCAAACAACAAAU